Messenger RNA from Ochlerotatus camptorhynchus, 459 nucleotides. RefSeq names its product histone H3-5-like. The record is from RefSeq and is a predicted model, not a curated record. Lineage: Eukaryota; Metazoa; Arthropoda; Insecta; Diptera; Culicidae. Gene Ontology annotation, molecular function: structural constituent of chromatin; protein heterodimerization activity; DNA binding. The transcript has a single exon. Gene Ontology annotation, cellular component: nucleosome. Bases 1 to 459 code for a protein of 152 amino acids.
AUGCCGCGCCGUGUUCGUACCGCACCAAAGCGAUAUGUCCCCGACGGGGAUACAGGCAAACCAAAACCGCAGCUGCGAGUUACAAACUCGGAAACGACAAAAUCCCAAUCGGAGUCACUGGAACUUGACGAUGGCCACCAAAUCAGGGGCCGGUCGGUCGCGUCAUCCCCUAUACCUCACGUGCUACGGGAAAUUCAUCAGCUGCAGUCCACAACAAAGCUUCAGAUACCAAAGCUGUCAUUUUCCCGACUCAUCCGUGAAGUGCUGCUGCAGUACACGGGCUAUGGCAAGGACUAUCGCAUAACGGCCGAGUGCCUGGAAUGCCUACAGGAAGCGGCCGAGAUCUACAUAGUGCAGCUUUUUGAGGAUAGCAACCGAUGCUGCGCGCAUCGCGAUCGAGUGAUACUGCACCCUAAGGAUAUGAAGCUAGCUCUUUUUCUGCGGGAGAAAUGGCGAUAA